Molecule: messenger RNA, 2841 nt
Organism: Propithecus coquereli (Coquerel's sifaka)
Lineage: Eukaryota; Metazoa; Chordata; Mammalia; Primates; Indriidae
Gene: CEP135
Product: centrosomal protein 135kDa
Exons: 20
Coding region: 1-2841 (946 amino acids)
Source: RefSeq, a predicted model, not a curated record
AUGCGGCUGCAGGCGGAGGGAGCGGCGGCCGGAGCUGCCGGUGAGUCCGGACGCGGAGGAGGGCGGGGAGGGGAAGGCAAGGCCAGCGGUGCCACCUUCGCCUUCGUCUUCCGGCGGUCCCCGCGGACCGGCGACCUAGUUCAUACAACAGAAAGCCUUCGGCAGUCAAAAUUAUCUGCUGUAAAAGCAGAAAAAGAAAGUGCCAAUUUUGAGUUUGUUUUGGAACCCUAUAAACUUGAAAAUGCAAAAUUGAGUAAGGAAAAUAAUGAAUUAUACCUGGAGUUAAUGAAACUGAGAGAACACUCAGACCAACACAUUAAAGAGUUGAAAACUACAGUGAAGAAGUGUGCACGUGAAACAGCUGAUCUAAAAUUUCUGAAUAACCAAUAUGUUCACAAACUCAAACUUUUGGAGAAAGAAAGCAAAGCUAAGAAUGAAAAAAUUCAACAACUUCAAGAAAAGAAUUUGCAAGCUGUAGUACAAACUCCAGGUGGCAAGAAAAGAAGUAUCGCUUUUAGGCGCCAGCGUAUGCAAAUUGAUGAGCCAGUCCCUCCCUCUGAAGUCAGUUCGUAUCCAGUUCCACAGCCAGAUGACCCGUACAUUGCAGACCUCCUGCAAGUGGCUGAUAACAGGAUUCAAGAACUUCAACAGGAAGUCCACCAGUUACAAGAGAAGUUAGCAGUGAUGGAAAGUGGAGUGAGAGAUUAUAGUAAGCAGGUUGACUUUCUUCAGCAAGCUAAUAAAGACCUGGAGAAGCAUAUACAAGAACUUAUGGCAACCAAGGAAACGGUGACAUCUGAAGUUGUUAAUUUAAGUAACAAAAAUGAAAAACUCUGCCAAGAAUUAACUGAAAUAGACCAGUUAGCACAGCAGUUGGAAAGACAUAAGGAGGAAGUCCUCGAGACUGCUGAUAAAGAACUUGGGGAAGCAAAGAAAGAGAUUAAAAGAAAGCUCUCUGAAAUGCGGGAUCUUGAAGAAACAGUGGCAAAACUGGAACUGGAAUUAAACUUAUGCCAUAAAGAAAAGGAGAAACUGAGUGAUGAACUCCUUAUAAAAUCAGACCUGGAAACUGUUGUUCAUCAGCUUGAACAAGAAAAGCAAAGACUUAGCAAAAAAAUUGAAAAUUUUGCAGUUACAGAAAGAGAACUAACUUUGGAAGUUGAGAGGAUGAGACUAGAACAUGGAAUAAAACGUCGAGAUAAAUCACCUUCUCGUUUAGAUACAUUUCUGAAAGGUAUAGAAGAAGAACGAGAUUACUAUAAGAAAGAGCUAGAAAGACUCCAACAUAUAAUACAGCGACGAUCUUGCCCUACAAGUUAUAGUGCACGUGAAAAAAGUUCAAUAUAUAGAACACCAGAAAAGAAUAUCCAGGAAAUGAGUCUUCAUGGAAAGUCAGAAUUAGAGAAAACUAUUGAACAUUUGACAUGUGUUAACCAUCAGCAGCUACAGCGGUCCCUUGAUGACUAUCAGCAUCGACUUUCCAUAAAGAGAGGUGAACUUGAAUCAGCCCAAGCACAAAUUAAAAUACUGGAGGAAAAAAUAGAUAAACUAAAUCUUAAGAUGACUUCACAGGAUGAGGAGGCUCAUGUAAUGAAAAAGACCAUAGGUGUCAUUGAUAAAGAAAAAGACUUUCUACAGGAGACUGUAGAUGAGAAGACAGAAAAGAUUGCCAAUUUGCAAGAAAACCUAGUUAAUAAAGAAAAAGCUAUUGCUCAGAUGACGAUAACAGUCUCAGAGUAUGAAUUAUCUAUGAACCAGCUAAAGGAAACAUUGACUAAUCGAGAACGUGAGAUAAGCAGUCUCCGGCGCCAGCUUGAUGCAGCUAACAAAGAACUUGAUGAAGUAGGAAGAUCAAGAGAAGUAUCUUUUAAGGAAAACAGAAGAUUACAAGAUGAUCUGGCUACAAUGGCAAGAGAAAACCAGGAAAUCUCACUGGAAUUGGAAGCAGCAGUACAAGAAAAAGAAGACAUGAAGAACAGAGUUCAUAAUUACAUAACUGAGGUGUCACGAUGGGAGAGCUUGAUGGCUGCUAAGGAAAAAGAAAAUCAAGAUUUGUUAGAUAGAUUUCAGAUGCUCCAUAACCGGGCUGAAGACUGGGAGGUGAAAGCCCAUCAGGCCGAGGGAGAAAGCAGCUCAGUUCGACUGGAACUUCUUUCUAUUGACACAGAGAGGAGACACCUUCGAGAAAGAGUGGAGUUAUUAGAAAAAGAAAUUCAAGAGCACAUAAAUGCCCACCAUGCUUAUGAAUCUCAGAUCUCGUCAAUGGCAAAAGCCAUGUCUAGAUUAGAAGAAGAGCUGAGACAUCAAGAAGAUGAGAAAGCAGCAGUUUUAAAUGAUUUGUCAUCUCUUAGAGAACUUUGCCUAAAGCUUGAUUCAGGCAAAGAUAUUAUGACCCAACAAUUGAAUUCCAAAAGCCUUGAGUUUGAGAGGGUUGCAGUGGAAUUAGAAAAUGUAAAAUCGGAAUCAGACCUGUUAAAAAAACAACUCUUGAAUGAGAGACAUACAGUUAAAAACCUGGAAUCAUUGUUGGCUACAAAUAGAGACAAAGAAUUUCAUUCUCAUUUAACCUCCCACGAGAAGGAUACAGAAAUUCAGCUACUUAAAGAGAAGUUAACCCUUUCAGAAAGCAAAUUAACUAGUCAAAGCCGGGAAAAUACCAUGCUUCGAGCUAAAGUGGUACAGUUACAAACAGAUUUUGAUGCUUUGAAAAGACAGAUUUCAGCUGAAAGAUAUGAACGGGAACGAGCAAUCCAAGAGAUGCGCCGCCAUGGCCUUCCCACACCACCCUUUAGUUCUACUCUGAGGUCUCCUCCACAUUCUCCUGAACAUCUAAAUGUGUAA